GCAAUCUAUCCCCUGCCAUGGCCCCAUCGUAGGGUGACAGGCAUCCUUCUCGCAAGGCACCCGAGUGCGUCUUUUCCCCGAGUUUGGGGCUGUUGCUUCUGGGGAGGUCUUUUUCAGGGAGCGGUGUUGAGGAUUUCUUCUAUCUGAAGCCAGGCUCCUGGGGAACCCUAUGCUCCCGGUGGGGGUGGGGCGGGGGCGGGAUAGAGACCACACGCUGAUGCAGGCAAGGGAACGAGCCCCUUGCAGCAAACCAGCUGUUGGGCGGGACGCCGGCUCAGCCCUCGCUGGCGCUGAGCCGGACCCCCGCCCAACUGGGCUCUCGCGCAGUUGAGGGUGCCCGCGGGGCCGAGACGAACACACAGGUCAGAGAGCGCGGCCAAGCCUCGGGAGGGAGGCGCGGCUGGUGGCUCCGGCUGCAGCCGCCCCGCGGGAACGGGAGAGCCCGCGCCCUGAGCUGUGGUUUAUGCACUUCUCCCUUUUGCUACUUCUCAACUGUGGCCCCUGAGGGCGCAGCGACUCAGGGUCUACCCUCGCAGCUACACACCAAGCGGGGCAGAGGCGAGGGGUCGGCGCGGACUCUGAUGCUCAUCCCCGAGUCCGGAUCCUCGGUCUCCGAGUCUCCCCACUGUCUGCCGACAACACCCCACUCCUCGGCUCGCUGCCCUCCCCACUCCCUUCCGGCCCUCUGGCGCGUCCUCACUCCCUUUUUGUGGCCUAGGCUCCUUUCACCCUCUGCUUCAGCUUGUCGCAAUCGCUGUACAAAGGGCCAGGGGCGGGAGUGGGGGGCGGGUGAGGGGAGCCGGGCCCGAACUGGCUGCCUCUGCGGGGCCACGGCCAAUCCGGAGCGUCCACCCCCCACCUCCGCGCAGGAGAGCCUGGGGCAGCUGCCCGCCGCCGGGCGGAGCCGCGGGCAGAGCGGGGAGCUCGCCGAGGGGACGGCCCCGCUGCCUUCCACCCGCCGCCCGCUAUCCGCCGGGGGCUCUCCCGCCUUGCCAUGCCGCCGUGGGGCGCCGCCCUCGCCCUGCUUCUGGCCGCGCUCGCCCUGCUCGGCCUGCUCGCCCCGCGGCUGCGGCGCGCCGUCGGAGCGAGGACUCUGCCCGGGCCUCGCGGCCGGGACCACGAGGAGGAGGUGGACGGCAGAGGCACCGCGGACGAGUUCAGCGACGGGCGUGAGCCGCUGCCCGGAGGGUGCAGGCUCAUCUGUAAGCCGUCGGCGCUGGCCCAGUGCCUGCUGAGCGCCUUACGACAUUCAGCAGCUCUGGAGCCGCGCCCGCGUUCCUGGCUCUCCGGGCCCCACCUGCAGACCCUCUGCCACUUUGUGCUGCCGGUGGGGCCGGGGCCUGAACUGGCCCGAGAGUACCUGCAGUUGGCGGACGACGGGCUGGUGGCCCUAGACUGGGUCGUGGGACCUUGCCCCCGGGGUCGGCGGGUCACCAACGCCGGGGGCCUUCCCGCGGUGCUGCUGGUGAUCCCCAAUGCAUGGGGGCGCCUCACUCGCAACGUGCUCGGCCUCUGCCUGCUCGCCCUGGAGCGCGGCUACUACCCGGUCAUCUUCCACCGCCGCGGCCACCACGGCUGCCCGCUGGUCAGUCCCCGGCUGCAGCCUUUCGGGGACCCGUCCGACCUCAAGGAGGCGGUCACUUACAUCCGCUUCCGACACCCGGCGGCCCCUCUGUUCGCGGUGAGCGAGGGCUCAGGCUCAGCGCUCCUGCUCUCCUACCUGGGCGAGUGCGGCUCCUCCAGCUAUGUGACCGGCGCCGCCUGCAUCUCGCCGGUGCUACGCUGCCGCGAGUGGUUUGAGGCCGGCCUGCCCUGGCCCUACGAGCGGGGCUUUCUGCUCCACCAGAAGAUCACCCUCAGCAGGUACGCCUCGGCCCUGCAGGACACAGUGGACACCCACAAACUGUUCAGGAGCCGCUCCCUGAGAGAGUUUGAGGAGACCCUCUUCUGCCACACCAAGAGUUUCCCCAUCAGCUGGGACACCUAUUGGGACCACAACGACCCCCUCCGGGAUGUGGACGAGGCUGCCGUGCCCGUGUUGUGUAUCUGUAGUGCUGAUGACCCCGUGUGUGGGCCCCCAGACCACUUUCUGCCCACCGAACUCUUUCACAGCAACCCCUACUUCUUCCUCCUGCUCAGUCACCAUGGAGGCCACUGUGGCUUCCUGCGCCAGGAGCCCUUGCCAGCCUGGAGCCAUGAGGUCAUCUUGGAGUACUUCCGGGCCUUGACUGAGUUCUUCCGAACGGAAGAGAGGAUGAAGGGGCUGAGCAGGCGCCGAGCUUCAUUCCUAGGGGGCCGCCGUCGCUGGGGAACCCUGCAGAAGCGGGAGGUCUCUCCCUCUUCCCAUCUGGAGGAGAUCUUUAGCUGGAAGCGAUCGUACACAAGGUGAGACCUGGCCCAGGAACAUCCCUAGUCCUGCACAGAAGAGCAGGGCUGGGCACGCCAGAGUCCUGAAAAGGUGGUGAGCACUGAAGGCGGCAGGCGGUCCCAGCUCUUGGCCACUGAUUCAGCCCCUUCUCUCUUGAACUGGUCCGUGGGAAGAGAUGGGACUUCCAGCAAGCUGGUGCUCACUUUACCCGGAGAACACUCCUGCCCCAGGCUUUGCUCAACACAUCCUGGCUCUUCCUGGUCAGCAGCUGGGCUGUCACUGUCACUGUCUCUGUCUCCUGUCAUCAACCUCCUAAACCAAAGAAUAGCACCAUUUAAGCCAUGGAUUCAGGAGAAAAUACUCUCUCACUCAAAAGGACUACAGAGAAGAUGGGUUUAUGUAUGUCAUCGGGGAGCUGUGUCCCACAUAAAUAAUCAGCUCUGUGACCCUGA
This is a messenger RNA of Neofelis nebulosa (Clouded leopard), 2820 nucleotides long. It is a transcript of the gene ABHD15, whose product is annotated as abhydrolase domain containing 15. Lineage: Eukaryota; Metazoa; Chordata; Mammalia; Carnivora; Felidae. Bases 995 to 2389 code for a protein of 464 amino acids. The transcript has 2 exons. Gene Ontology annotation, molecular function: short-chain carboxylesterase activity; monoacylglycerol lipase activity. The record is from RefSeq and is a predicted model, not a curated record.